AUGCGUUUGAUCUUUUUUUUUUCUCCCUUCUCUUUAAUCCUAAAUCACAUCUUUCUUCGAGAAGAUUUCAUUUCUUUUCACUUCUCUUUCUCCUCCCUUCAUCCUCCGAUGUCGGCUUUAACACUUACAGUGGAGGACUACUUUAGCCUGGAUGCUUCGAAAAUGGGAGGAUUAGCUACCGAAAACAUUUCCAACUUCCCUUCUUCCCACUCUAAUCUUUUGUCCCCUUCUACCCUGGCCCCCGUACACCUGACUCUGCGUCCGCUCCGUACUACUGGCCAUUAUACUGUCGGAUCGGAGUCGUAUUCGUCAUCCGCCCCUGAACUUCCGAUCUCGGCCCGCCUGCAGGAGAGUGACUAUCAAAAGACUUUGCGCCCACGGGUUUUGCCCGAUGCACCUACUGCGAAAGAUGUGCAACAAGACACAUCUGCCGCUGCCGCUGCCGCUGCUGCUUCGCAAAGGCCCCUUUUGCGCCAGUUGAAGCUGUCGUUGAAACUUGCAGGGCUUCUGCGCCUGUUUUCGGCAACAACAUUCUCCCCCAAAUCGGUGCGCUUUGCCUCCACACUUGAAAACGUCAAGAUGUUUGACGGCAGAGAUUCACCAGCGGCUGUUUCUAACCGCAACACGCCCAUCGGCUCUCCUCUGCAUAGCCACAUAAACUUUGGUGAUUAUUUUUCACAUCAUGGCAGUUUUAAUGACAUUUUCUCUGACGAGUUCAGUGAAGACGACGAUGAGGAAGACAGUGACGACAAUGUUUUUUCUGUCGACAACUCGGAUUGGAAGUACCAGGUGAAGUCUCUGGACUUUGUCCCUUCAAACAACAUCUACGAUAAAAAGGACAGCCCAUUAUAUCUUCAAAAAUGCAAUGUUCUGAAAGAUGGGAAGCUGCUUGUUCUUGUUGUCAUGUGCAAGAAUCUUGCAUUCGAAAAGCAUGUUGCCGCUAAAGUCACUUUCAAUAACUGGGGCAGCCACAUGAUGAUCACGAACUUCAAAUACGUUAAAUCAUUUGCUAUGACUGGCUUUGAUCAGUUCGAAGGCACGAUUCCUUUGUCUCAUCUUUCUCCAUUCGUCAAGAUUCUGUUUUGCAUCAAUUACACUGUUGACAACGGAAGCUACUGGGACAACAACGGCUUUAAAAACUACAACAUUUCUCUUGAAAAACAGACGGCCUCUAAGUACACGCUGGAUUCGUUUACUUACAGAAUGCCCAAAUUUUCAUUUGCUGCAUCUUCUUCACCAGUGUCCAAGAAAUCUGAUACUUUUAGUGACACAUCCAGUGCAUCCAAGAAUGUAUCAAAAUCACAGAACACCAACUUGGAUGAGGUUGUAACACAGUUGAUUCUGAAAAAGUUGGAAAAACCAAAAUUGCAUCACUCUUUAUCGGAGCCUUGUUUGAGACCCCCUAAAUACUCGCAGUCUUUCCGCGCAAAACAAGAGAAACUCGAAACACAAGGUAACACUGCGGAGGUUAAUGACAAGAGCCCCGAAAGAAAGUUUGAGGAUGCCAUCUUCAAUUCAUCCACAUAUGCAGCAUUGUUACAGCGUUAUUGCUUCAGUGGUGCAUCAGCAUCGUCUGGAAAUUUGUACCCAGUUAGCGAUGGCACAUCGAGCCCUGUCAGCUCGUUGGGCAACUCCUUCUCCACCACCAGCCACGAUUUUCACAGCGCUGGCGACUCUAUCUACACAUAG
This is a messenger RNA of Clavispora lusitaniae ATCC 42720, 1689 nucleotides long. RefSeq names its product protein phosphatase regulator (gene GAC1). NCBI's taxonomy places the organism in Eukaryota, Fungi, Ascomycota, Pichiomycetes, Serinales, Metschnikowiaceae. Gene Ontology annotation, cellular component: protein phosphatase type 1 complex. Gene Ontology annotation, biological process: regulation of glycogen biosynthetic process. Gene Ontology annotation, molecular function: glycogen binding; protein phosphatase 1 binding. The record is from RefSeq and is a predicted model, not a curated record.